Messenger RNA from Ectocarpus siliculosus, 1798 nucleotides. The record is from the annotation of a GenBank genome assembly. NCBI's taxonomy places the organism in Eukaryota, Phaeophyceae, Ectocarpales, Ectocarpaceae.
AUGGAAUCCGGCAGCGCAGCAUGGGGUGGGGGUGAAGGGAGGGGGCCAAAAGUAAGGAUAUGCUACGUGUGUGGCAGGGGAUACGGACUUUCAUCCUACGAGAUCCACCUGAAGCAAUGCAAAGCUAAGUGGGAAGCAACGCAAGAGCGCCUACCUAAAUCUGAGCGCAAGCCGUUGCCGCAAGAACCAGAUGCAGGCGACCCGUUGGGUGGCAAAGGGUCGCUUGAAGCACAGAACGAAGCUGCUACGCAGGUUUUCAACACAGAGUCGUUGGAGGCAUGUGCGAAUUGCGGGAGAACGUUUCUAAAGGAAAGGCUGAUCAUCCACCAAAAAAGUUGCACAUCAUCAUCACCAGCAAAACGUGUCGGCGCCGCAAGGCUAUCCUCCUCUGACGAACUACCGACAACGACAGUGCACAGACCCAGGACGUCAAGAAAGAGCAAGACGGCGCCGGGACAUUCUUCUGGAGCACAACGCGACGAGUCAGUGGGGACAAUACGCGAAACCAAAGUCUUCGGUAAACGAAGACUGAACGCUACAGUAGCAAGUAUUUCGUGUUCCGCGUGUAUGUAGUGGAUGACCCAAAACGGUUUUUCCCUAUCUUUCAGGUCUGAACUCUGGCCAGCAGGGCGCCCUCGCCGGGAACUACGGAGGAAUCGCGCGAAGAGCAAGCCGAGGGUUACGCGAGAGUCAGGGAACGCCUCCAAGUGGAAGCGAACAAUCCGCCAUUGAACUCCUCGAGCGGCGUAUCGCACAGAUCGAGCACGAGCUAGUCAAUACCAAGGCGGAGGUCAAGGACUUGCGCGAAAUUGUGGAUCGAUCAUCGUUGAAGGCUUCGUAAAAGGGGGGAAGCUUAAACGCAUGUGAACGGCGCACGUGUCCGCAUAGAACAGACGCGUUGAACACAGCAGUACUACGACAACGAGAGGAAGACAUUAAAUAUGACGUUUGGUCGGCAUCUCAUAGAUGCUGGCCGGCGCCCGGGUGCAGGGAGAAACAAACUGCCGUUGCCAUAUCUCUGCUACACAUAAACUCUAUUUCGAGCGGAGGCGAAGCUACACCAUCCACAGCACGGGAACCCGCCAAAAAUUGAAAACACAAACCACUCCACCCGCCUGUAAGAGCGUGUUCAGUAAUUCUAUGGAGCUGAAAGUCCCAAAAAUGCUUCAAUAUCAUAGCAAUGUCAAGGAAAAUCUCUCUAUUCGCCAGCCCUCCUGCGCCGCGACACAAAACUCUCUUCUCCGUUACAAAGUCUCGUAACCUACUCCCCAACUUGGAACGAGGAUCAUUCGAUGUUAAUGUUGCACGCCCCCAUUAUAACGACAGCCAGCAAUCCUGACCAAAAUCGGGAAAACAAAGCGCCCAGUGCCGCCGUGCUGGUGGCCCAUCCUCCUCAUCAUUAUUCCAUUUCAAUUCUUGGUAGAUGCCAUCAGACGUCCAUCUACUUGGCACCCGACUGUGCCGCGUCAGCGCCAGCAACAAUCUCGAGGAGCUCUUGGGUGACGCUCGCCUGACGGGCACGGUUGUACUGGAGGGACAGCCGCUUGGCAAGGUCGGCGGCGUUGUCCGAAGCAGCCCCCAUGGAAGCCAUUCGCGCAGCGAGCUCUGCCGCCACGGACUCCUGAAGCAUGCGGAGGAUCUGGCCGUCGAGGUACAGAGGGAGGAUGGAGUUGAGGAUCUGGAUGGGGUCCUGCUCGAAGAUCAGGUCUUGGGGGAUCUCGGCGUUCUCAACGGGUUCGGCCUCUUCCCUGUCCACCGUGAACUUGCCGCCCUGGGUCGUGAGCUGGAAGAUCUCGUC